CUUAAUUGUUGAAUUAUUAUGUUUAUUCUUGUGCUACAAUGGAGUGCCACUCAGCGUCAAUGCUGAGCGGAUAGCGUUGUUUUCCUUUUUGCUGUCCGUAGGUGAUCAGACAUAUGAACCUAGAGCCGAUCCCAGAGGGCAUUGAGGAGGAGAUAAUGAGUCAAGAAUCGACCCAUGGUCGGUACGUUCCGGAGCCGGAGCACGUGAGCGUGCACACGGUGAACACCGAGGGUUUGAGUUUCACACCUCCGGGUGACGGAGGGCAGCAACAGAAUAAACCUAAGCCAGCGGGACAGCCGCCAGUUGUACCACCCCCAGUCAUACCACCUCCAGUGAUACCACCGUUGGUGAUGCCGCAGGUGGCCUACGAGCAGAUGUUCCCGGCCAUGAUGGCCCAUUAUAUGCAGCACAUGGCGCAGCUUAUGCCCAUGUUCCAGCCACCGCCACCACCACAGCCGCAGCCGCGCAUCGUUACCUUCAAGACAUUGAAGGAUAAUGGAGCAGAAGAGUUUCGAGGAGACAAGAUGUGGGAGCCCCAGGUUGCGUUGGAUUGGCUUGAGCAGAUGGACCGGGUACUCAAGAAUUUGAGAGUCCCUGAUGCUGAUCGCCCGGAGUUGGCGUCACAGAUGUUCCGGAAGGGAGCAUAUGAUUGGUGGAAGCGCAUUGACCAGGAUCCACACACGCCCAAGCCUUGGACCUGGGAUCGCUUUGAUCGAGCUUUCACUAAGGAGUACGUCCCCACCCGGUACCGCGAGGAGAGGCGCGAUGAGUUCGUUGCGCUUAAGCAGGAGGGGAUGUCACUGCCUGAACUGAGACAGAAGUUCGACUACCUGUCCGAGUAUGCGACAAGUCUGGUCUCCACUCCGGAGGAUCGUUUGAAUGAGUUCGUUAAGAAGCUACAGCCGGACUUGAGGCCGUAUGCCGCGCUGAUCACGACGACAAAUUUUAAUGCGGCGUAUGAUUUGAUUGUGAAGACGGAAAAGAGCUUGGACGAUUUGCAGGCAACCAAGAAGGAGGAUCGAGCGACGAAAGACCCGCGACCCGCGGCCAGCACCGGACCGAGCGGGAAGAGUUUUGGAUUCGGGGGAAAGAGGUGUCCGUUGUCCGUGCAAGGGAAGCAAUUCCCUGCAGAUUUGAUAGAGCUACCACACAAGGAGUUUGACAUUAUCCUUGGUAUGGAUUGGCUCACCAAGCAUAGAGCAGUGGUCGACUGCAGUUGUCGGACCGUACGGCUGAGAGCCGAGGACGGUAGCAACGUAUCACUCUCCGGGGAGGUGUUCCCCAAGGCUCCCGAGUUCAUAUCGUCCUUGAGCGCGAGGCGCUUGAUUCGCAAGAAGUGCGAGAUGUUCCUGUGUCACGUUCAGGAUAUGUGAAAAGAAUCACCACGUCAGCAGGACAUUCGUA
Cuscuta campestris is the source of this 1404-nucleotide messenger RNA. Lineage: Eukaryota; Viridiplantae; Streptophyta; Magnoliopsida; Solanales; Convolvulaceae. The record is from the annotation of a GenBank genome assembly.